Messenger RNA from Cannabis sativa, 1362 nucleotides. RefSeq lists its product as uncharacterized. The record is from RefSeq and is a predicted model, not a curated record. The transcript is spliced from 2 exons. Gene Ontology annotation, molecular function: cysteine-type peptidase activity. Bases 242 to 691 code for a protein of 149 amino acids. Lineage: Eukaryota; Viridiplantae; Streptophyta; Magnoliopsida; Rosales; Cannabaceae. Gene Ontology annotation, biological process: proteolysis.
ACAGCACAUUGACAUUAUUUUCUACUAUCUUCGUAAGAAAAUAAUGUACUCAGCCGAGCCGAAAAUCAAAGUCACCACAACUGAUUGCCUUUUUUGUUCUAGCAUAACAAGUUUGUAUGAGAAGUUUGUUUAGAAAAACAACGAUAUAUCGGUGUUGUCUCUUUCUCACAAUGUGGCCCAGUACAUCCAAGGUGGUAAGAUAUUAUGUGCCACUCCUUGGCAUUUGGUUGAUCAUUGUGUUAUGCCUAUCAAUGUAAAAUUACAGGAUCAUUGGAUUUGUGGUCGUCUAAACAUAGUUGACAGGCGGAUAUAUCUGUACAAUUCAUUGCGUUCUGGAAGGUAUAUGACAGCUGCAAAAGAGGCUUGCAAGCCUUUUUUUGUUAUUUUACCAUAUUACUUCUCUAUGUUAGACUUCAAAGGCCUUCGCAACAAAGCUAAGUUUAGCACGAUGGAACCGUUCCCUAUUGUUGUUGUUGAUGGUUUACCCGAGCAGGUCACAGCUGAUUGUGGUGUUUUUGUAGCAUCAUUUGCUGAGUAUUUCAUUGAUGGCAAACCCAUCCCAUCCUCUGGUUUUGAUGUGGAAAUUCACCGCGAUCGUUUGGCUGUGUUAUUUUAUCAUUAUGGCAUGAAGAAGCAACUUGAGAACAUUGAAAGUGAAUCCGAGGCCCCUCCCAGCCUUCCCAAGAAGUGAUUUGUUUUUUCAAUCAGACUGUCAUUGUUCUUAUGGUUUUUUAAUGUUGUUUUUAUGUUUUUUUAUGUUGUUUUCGAAAACAAACAUUGGUGUUCUGCUAUGUUUUCUUACGUUUUGUGUGGACAAUAUGUAAUCUUUAUUUUUGUAUGUUUUUUUUUCUUCUUCUUAUGUACAAACAAGUUGUUAUGUUAAAUUUGUUAGUAUUUUCAUUUCACAUCCCUUCUUUUUAUGUUUUUUUUCUUAUAGUUUCUCUGUUUUUUUGAAUACAAAUAUUCAUUUCAUUAUUAAAAACACAAACUGUUUCAAUAAUAAACUUCAUAUAUAUAUAUUCAAUUUAGUAUCCAACAUCUUUUAAUAUCUAAUCUAAAGUAUCAUCAAAUCCCAAUGUAAUCAAUGUUUUCAAAUAAAAACUGUAUUCCCUUUGUAUUUCAGAAAUUUAAAUUCCUCAAUAUGUCAUUCUCAAAGCGUAUGUGUAGUUUUCUUUUGUUUUUCCACUGUUGUUCUGUUGUUGUUUUUAUUCCCUUCUACGUCUUCUGAUGCAUGUUCUUUUGUUAUGCCCCAGUUCACCACAUUUGCUGCACUUGUUGUGUUGAUCCUUUUCUCUUCCAGCCUUCCUUCUUAAUAUUUUUGGUCUUCCUGAUUUUACUCUUUCAUGCGGAGGCAAGACUAUA